AUUUUCUCGUCAAAAGUCAACAGAAACCGUUUUUCUUUAUACUGUUAAAGAAAGGGAAAAAAAAUGGUGAGAGUUGUAGUAUCUUAUUUCUACGUGUUGGCAAUCUUUCUUGUCAGCUCCGGCAAUGGAAAUGUUGUCCCAGCCAGAGAUAAUAAUGUUUUCCCUGGCUGUGGGGGAUACAUUUUUGUUGACGACGAGGUCGUGAUCGACGGUCCCUUUAACGAAGAUUGUAUUUUCCAAUUCGAAACGAAAGAGGAUCGUAUUCUGGCGUUCUCCGUCGUCGAUGGGGACCUAAUAGAAACUGAAAUUUUUUUAGCCAUUCAUGACGGUAUCGACAGCAAGGCUCCCGUUCUCCUUGUAGAGAACCGGAAGCUUCUUGAACUUUCCAACCAGGAUUUGCCAACUACGGUGUACACGUCUCAAUCGGAAGCAGUUAUCCAGUUUACGAAGAAGCCAACUUCAAAUCUAAAAUUAAAAAUUCAGAAGGCCGUCCGAUGUGCUUUCAAUUUGGGACUCGACAGCCAAUGUGGUCGAGUAGUUGACGAGGUUUCCUGUUACUGCGCUACAUUCAUUAACAGAAUUCAUCCCGACCAAACAAUGUUUUGUGUCGACCAUAACAUGAAGUUGGUCUCCUUCGAAAAUCGAACAGAAGAGGAGCGCGUUCAAGCCGCUUGGGGAACAGAAGUUGCAUAUUGGACUUCCCUGACGGACACUCGUCGCGACGGAAGUUGGCUGUGGGAGAGCUCGAUGACCGUUCCUGUUUACACCAAUUGGUAUCCUAAAAGACCCAACACGGCCGUCAACAACGUCGACGACUGCAUGGCGUAUGGUGGUGCGACUUUUUUGACCUUCUGGGGCGAUGUGGCUUGCACAACGAUGGCUCAUGCAGUCUGUGAAGCACAGCCAUAAUUUUUGGCCAACAUAACAGCUUGACCAGUCAAUUUACCGCUUUCAAUCAAAUUAAUUCAACUAUGAAUAUAAUAUGAGAUGUUUAUUGAUAGAGAAAUGCUUGUCUCGCUCAAUAUGAUCAAACUCUAUGCAUAGAAUACAGCUAAAUGGAAUACGAGAAAUAAAGAGGAAAUCUUUAUUGGUUUUAUUAUAUGAUUA
Messenger RNA from Daphnia pulicaria, 1107 nucleotides. Its product is annotated as CD209 antigen-like protein D. The transcript is spliced from 6 exons. NCBI's taxonomy places the organism in Eukaryota, Metazoa, Arthropoda, Branchiopoda, Diplostraca, Daphniidae. The record is from RefSeq and is a predicted model, not a curated record. The coding region runs from base 64 to 909 and encodes 281 amino acids.